AUGGCAUCAGUUUCAGCCACCAAGGAUUAUAACGCAUCAGAUACAACUGCCAAGGAUUCAACAUCAUCAGCUACCCCUGCCAAAGAUUCUGCCGCAUCAGUUUCAGCUACCAAGGAUUAUAACGCAUCAGAUACAACUGCCAAGGAUUCAACAUCAUCAGCUACCUCUGCCAAAGAAUCUAACGCAUCAGUUUCAGCUACCAAGGAUUCUAACGCAUCAGAUACAACUGCCAGGGAUUCAACUGCAUCAGCUACCUCUGCCAAAGAUUCUGCCGCAUCAGUUUCAGCUACCAAGGAUUCUAACGCAUCAGAUACAACUGCCAAGGAUUCAACAUCACCAGCUACCUCUGCCAAAGAUUCUGCCGAAACAGUUUCAGCUACCAAGGAUUCUAACGCAUCAGAUACAACUGCCAAGGAUUCAACAUCAUCAGCUACCCCUGCCAAAGAAUCUAACGCAUCAGUUUCAGCUACCAAGGAUUCUAAUGCAUCAGCUACCUCUGCCAAGGGUUCUAACGCAUCAGAUACAACUGCCAGGGAUUCAACAGCAUCAGCUACCUCUGCCAAAGAUUCUGCCGCAUCAGUUUCACCUACCAAGGAUUCUAACGCAUCAGAUACAACUGCCAAGGAUUCAACGUCACCAGCUACCUCUGCCAAAGAUUCUGCCGAAACAGUUUCAGCUACCAAGGAUUCUAACGCAUCAGAUACAACUGCCAAGGAUUCAACAUCAUCAGCUACCCCUGCCAAAGAUUCUGCCGCAUCAGUUUCAGCUACCAAGGAUUCUAACGCAUCAGAUACAACUGCCAAGGAUUCAACAUCACCAGCUACAUCUGCCAAAGAUUCUGCCGCAUCAGUUUCAGCUACCAAGGAUUCUAACGCAUCAGCUAACUCUGCCAAAGAAUCUAACGAAUCAGUUUCUGCUACCGAAGAUUCUAUCGCAUCAGUUUCAGCUACCAAGGAUUCUACUGCAUCAGCUACCUUUGCCAAGGAUUCUACUGCAUCAGCUAACCCUGCCAAAGAUUCUACAGUAUCAGUUUCAGCUGCCAAGUAUUCUACCGCAUCAGUUUCAGCUGCCAAGGAUUCUACUGCAUCAGUUUCAGCUGCCAGGGAUUCAACAUCACCAGCUACCUCUGCCAAAGAUUCUACCGCAUCAGUUACAACUGCAAAAGAUUCUAUCCCAUCAGUUUCAGCUACCAAGGAUUCAACAUCACCAGCUACCUCUGCCAAAGAUUCUACCGCAACAGUUACAACUGCAAAAGAUUCUAUCCCAUCAGCUACCCCUGCCAAAGAUUCUACAGUAUCAGUUUCAGCUGCCAAGUAUUCUACCGCAUCAAUUUCAGCUGCCAGGGAUUCAACAUCACCAGCUACCUCUGCCAAAUAUUCUACCGCAUCAGUUACAAAUGCAAAAGAUUCUAUCCCAUCAGUUUCAGCUACCAAGGAUUCAACAUCAUCUGCUACCUCUGCCAAAAAUUCUACAGCAUCAGUUUCAGCUGCCAAGUAUUCAACAUCAUCAGCUACCUCUGCCAAAGAGUCUAACGCAUCAGUUUCAGCUACCAAAUAUUUUAACGCAUCAUUAACGCAUUCAACUGCCAAGGAUUCAAUAGCAUCAGCUACUGCCAAUGAUUCUACCGCAUCAGUUACAACCACAACACCAGCAACAGAGACAGCAGCAGCUCUACCACUACCCCACACCACAACACCAUCAACAGAGACAGCAACUGUGUCAUUUCACCACACCACAACACCAUCAACACCGACAGCAGCAGCUCUACCACUUCGCAAAACCACAACACCAGCAACACCGACAGCAGCAGCUCUGCCACUUCACCACACCACAACACCAGCAACAAAGACAUCGAUUCAACCACGUCGCCACACCACAACACUAUCAUCAGGGACAGCAACUGUGCCACUUCGCCACACCACAACACCAGCAACACCGACAGCAGCAGCUCUACCACUUCGCAAAACCACAACACCAGCAACAGAGACAGCAGCAGCUCUACCACGUCGCCAAAUCACAACACCAUCAACACCGACAGCAGCAGCUCUACCACUUCGCCACACCACAACACCAGCAAAACCGACGACACGACCAACUACCAAUAUGAGCACUGAGACGUUUGUGGUUGACUCAGGUGAGUACUGA
Messenger RNA from Haliotis rufescens (red abalone), 2145 nucleotides. RefSeq names its product streptococcal hemagglutinin-like. Bases 1 to 2145 code for a protein of 714 amino acids. The transcript has a single exon. NCBI's taxonomy places the organism in Eukaryota, Metazoa, Mollusca, Gastropoda, Lepetellida, Haliotidae. The record is from RefSeq and is a predicted model, not a curated record.